This is a messenger RNA of Alternaria burnsii, 1362 nucleotides long. RefSeq lists its product as uncharacterized. The transcript has 4 exons. Bases 1 to 1362 code for a protein of 453 amino acids. Gene Ontology annotation, molecular function: protein binding. The record is from RefSeq and is a predicted model, not a curated record. NCBI's taxonomy places the organism in Eukaryota, Fungi, Ascomycota, Dothideomycetes, Pleosporales, Pleosporaceae.
AUGGCCAAUCAAGGCUUCACAAGAACAAAAUCACAAUACGAACGAUCCUUGAAGAGAUGGCGUGUAUCCAAGAAUGUGCGCAAGGAGGAGUGGGACUUCAUCCUCGGUCGCGUGAACCAACGCCAGCGCCCGACUACCGUGAAAGUCCGCGGUGUCACGAUUUCGCAGUCGAGGCUAGAGCGUCAAAAGCUUCGUCAUCGUGAUAGUACUCCUGCUCUUUACGAACGAAAAUUGAAUCCUCUGCCCCAUUGUCAGACACCACCGAACAUUGAGAUCUCCACGCCACCACCAAGCCUACCUGACGACGAUUCGCAACUAGUCACAUUGCCAGAGCAUGAGUACGGUGGAGAGCCCGAAAGGUAUGACCAAGAAACUUCUGUAGGCGAAGAUACUCGAGACCAAAAAGUCAUACUAUCUGGAGAGGUUUCCAUCUUGUCGUCAAUCUACGACAACUCAAGCAUAAACUUUUUACUCAAGAUGCCUAAAGAUGACACUGCGAAUGGGACGCCGUCGUUAUCUGGUCUGCACUCGAUUGGUAGCCCCCCGAUACUUUCAGGACCACUCUACGAUUACAUCUACAGAUUGUUCUCCGGCGAUUCUCGCCCUGUCCUCCAAGAUGCUGUCAGGAUGAGGAGUCAAUAUCAAGUCCACAAUGGCCAGCGAUCUGCUGAGGAUACUAUUUAUCAAUCUACUGACAUCCUUGUCAAAGCUAUCGUCCGAUACAAUGCUCCAAGCCGAGAGUUCCAUCAAAUCAUGAGACGCACUCAAGAUGGUUCUGAUUUGGAUCUUCUCCGACGAGUCCUGGUAGCUACUGGUUCGGACAGGGACUGGAAAACAUUCGGCGGAACCCUUUUGUUCGAUGCGGUGAAGGACGGAAACCUACUUCUAUUGGACAUACUCUUGAAUGCAGGAGUAGACGAAAUUGCUCCUGGCGAAGAAGAAGCCACUGAAUAUCCGUUCAAUGCACUACAGAUUGCAGUACAACACCGGCAUGAUGAAGUAAUCAGGACUCUCACAAGUCAUGGCGCGAUGAUAUUCACUGGCUGUCCAUACACUGAUUUCGAGUUCCUGUCUCAAGCAGUUACUGAAGAUGCUAUGCAUCUUGUACGACCAUUGCUUGCUGAUUGUACAAGAUCAUUAGAUCUCCAGAUAUUUCGAAAAGGAAGCGCAGCUCUUAGUCGGGCUGUGACUCUGUCCAAUGACGAAGUAGUUGACGUUCUUCUUGAGGCUGGAUUCAGUCCGUAUGCUGAACGAUACGAUGGCCCUUUCUCAGAUGAUGUAUGGCCGUUUGGAGGCCCUUUCGGGCUUGCUACGUCUUUUGAGGAGUUCAACUACUUUGAAAGGUUUUUGAAAUCCCCAUAG